AUGCCCACCGUUCUUCUCGCGACCGCGUGGGUUGACAUACACACUUCUGAAGGAAGAUGUUUUAAGGUCCGCGCUUUAUUAGAUCAAGGGUCUAAUUUUAGCUUUAUUUCCGAAGCAUUGAGUCAAACGCUUCGCACUAAACGACAGAGGACCGAUCUUCAAAUAAAAGGUUUCGGGGAGAAAUAUGCCGGUUCUGCGCGAUCGAGAGUUUCGCUAAAUUUGACGCCGUGCGAAAAAUUGAAUCCUGUUUUUCCGGUCACUGCGUAUGUAUUCCCGCGAAUAACUUCGUACGCCACGUCGCGAAUUCGGCCUAUAGAAUCAUGGCCUCAUUUACAGGGCCUUUCACUAGCAUAUCCGGAUCCAUCUAGUCGACAUCAGAUUCACAUGCUGAUCGGCGCGGACGUGUACGGUUCGCUCUUAUUGCGCGACCUGAGACAGGGCCCCUAUGGAGCGCCCACUGCCCAAUCGACCUCGUUCGGUUGGAUAAUCUCUGGACCGACCGGAAGUAAAGAAACUACUUCACAAGAAGUAACUGUUUUGAAUUGCGUAUCCGCGCUGGAUGUGGACUCUCUCCUCCAGAAAUUCUGGGAGGACAAAGAGAUUCCCACGCCAACUUCCCUCACGGAGGAGGAAGAAAAAUGCGAAUCUUAUUUCGCUCAAACGCACAGUCGUGAUCCUGACGGUCGUUAUGUCGUGAGAUUACAUUUCAAAAAUGCUUUGCCGAUCGAUAUCGGGGAAUCUCUCUCCAUAGCGCGUACAUUGUACGGUCGUCUGGAAAAUAAAUUGAAUUCAAAAUCCGAUCUCUGUUCGCUAUACAGAGACUUUCUUACAGAAUACGAGGCCCUUGGACAUAUGACUCGCGUUGGCGAGUCCGAACCCACUGAGAAUAUACCGAUUUAUAUUCCCCAUCAUCCAGUAAUAAGAGAGGAUAGUUGCACCACCAAGCUUCGAGUCGUAUUUAACGCGUCGUGUAAAACCCGGAAUGGCACGUCACUUAACGACCAUUUGCUCAUCGGGCCAAAGUUGCAGCAGGAUCUCCCUGCCGUCUUAUUGCGUUGGCGUGCAUGGCGCUUGGUUUAUACGGCAGACAUCGCCAAGAUGUUUCGACAAAUACGCGUACAUCCGCGGGACGUCGAUUACCAAAGAAUCCUGUGGCGUCCGACGGAUGACGCUCCGCUUACUCAUUUUCGCCUUCUUACAGUGACGUAUGGUUUAGCAUCGGCACCUUAUCUUUCGAUGCGCGUGCUUCGACAGCUCGCGCUUGAUGAAGGUGCAAAGUUUCCUGCCGCGGUACCGAUCGUCAAUGAUUCCAUUUACGUGGACGACGCAUUGUUCGGAGCAAACGAUAUCGAUUCGUUAAUAAAUACGCGAACUCAGCUCGCUGAACUAAUGAGGCGCGGAGGUUUUUCACUUCGUAAAUGGGCUUCAAACUGUAGCGAGCUUCUUGAUGAUUUAUCCAGCGAUCAAUCGGACGUUACCGAUCACCUUAUCCUAAAGGACGAAACGUUGAAAAUACUCGGAUUAUCAUGGCUCCCUACGGAAGACUCCUUCCGCCUUACUGUGAAAUUUAAUUUUCCUACAGCGUUAACUAAGCGUUCAAUCCUGUCGUGCAUCGCGAGCUUGUAUGACCCCCUCGGAUGGGCUGCGCCGGUUGUAAUAAACGCAAAAAUCAUUCUGCAAGAGCUAUGGCUUUUACAUUGCGACUGGGAUGCUCCGCUUCCGAACGAAUUGAGUCAACGGUGGAAUGCUUUCGCUUCCGAGUUCCCGCAAUUAGAAUCCGUUAGAAUUCCUCGGUGGACGGGUCAGAGCCCUGAUAAUCUCGCGUUAGAAAUACAUGGAUUCGCCGACGCUUCAAAUCGCGCGUACGCUGCGGUCGUAUACUUGCGCGUUUUCCAUUCUCUUUCGGAAUACCGUGUUAGCUUGAUCGUUGCGAAGUCGAAGGUGGCUCCCGUCAAGACUGUUAGCAUUCCGCGGCUCGAGCUCAACGCCGUUGUUUUAUUGAGUCGACUCGUUAAGUGGGUAAUUAAGUCAUUAAAUAUUAUUCAUUGUCCGAUCCAUUGUUGGACGGACUCCACGAUCGCGUUGGCAUGGUUACGCCAACAUCCAUCGAAAUGGACUACGUACGUAGCAAACAGAGUAUCCGAGGUGCAGUGUAAUCUACCCUCGGCCAAAUGGAAUCACGUACCGUCCAAAAACAAUCCGGCCGACUGUGCAUCCAGAGGGUUGUACGCAUCCAAGUUAGUCUCACAUCCGUUAUGGUGGGCGGGCCCGCCUUGGCUUCAAUGGCCUUCAACAGCGUGGCCGCCACAUAACAUUGCUUCUCCGAUCUCCACGGAGUUAACUAAGCAAAUACACUCGGAAAGUCGAAAGUCCACUGUCCUUCACGUGGAAGAACACAGUACUGAUUCUUCAAUUCGCGAGGGCAUUCAUAAUCACAAUUUUCAGUUGCCACGGAUCUCACUUCCGAAGUUUUCGGGCAAGUUCUCCGAAUGGGAGAGUUUUAAAAAUACUUUCGAGUCUCUUGUCGCGAGUAAUGAUUCUCUCUCGAACACGCAGAAAUUUCAUUACCUCAAAACGAGCGUCAUCAGUGACGCUGCCUCGAUUAUUAGUAAUUUAAAGAUUUCCGACGCUAAUUAUGAGUCCGUCUGGCAGUUGUUGAUUGACGAGUAUGAUGAUCAACUUACGUUGAUCUAUACUCACAUUCACGCCUUCAUGUGCCUACCGACAAUGAAGGCGGAAAACGUCGCGGAAAUGCGAAAGUUGAGAGAUACCGUGUCCGCAUCUCUAGCGGCUCUCACUAAUCUAAAGCGGCCGGUACGCGAGUGGGAUGACAUUCUCGUCUACGUCAUCUCUCAAAAAUUUAGUUCGAAAACAAGGAGCGAAUGGAAUUUAAAAAUUUCGUCAAGUCGCGAGCUUCCUUCGUACAAGGAUAUUCAUGAAUUCCUCACGCUUCGAAUACGAGGUCUGUCGGACUUCUCCGACAAUCCUAAAGUAAUCGUCAAUUCUAAGAGUGACAAAACGCAGUCCUCCGUUCAUAAUCUUUCCGCGAUUAAGUGCAUUUGCUGUUCCGGCAGUCAUUCGCGGCAUGCCAUCGCGCGACAGAAUCGGGUCUGCUUCAAUUGUUUGCGAGCGGGACAUUUCACGCCGAAAUGCUCGAGCAAAAUUCGAUGCGCUCAUUGUCAACGCUCUCAUAACACAUUGUUACACAAUGAGAGUGAUCAAAGUAAGGACACAGCGGAAAAUUCCCGUUUAUCGAAUUCGAGCGUUAAUGCGUCUACUACCACGAGUAAGACUGUCGUAGUCGGCGACGCCGCCGUCGCCAGCGUGCAAACUCUCAAACCUUAG
This is a messenger RNA of Nylanderia fulva, 3345 nucleotides long. The record is from RefSeq and is a predicted model, not a curated record. Lineage: Eukaryota; Metazoa; Arthropoda; Insecta; Hymenoptera; Formicidae.